Vicia villosa (hairy vetch) is the source of this 1307-nucleotide messenger RNA. Its product is annotated as NADPH-dependent aldehyde reductase 1, chloroplastic-like. Lineage: Eukaryota; Viridiplantae; Streptophyta; Magnoliopsida; Fabales; Fabaceae. The record is from RefSeq and is a predicted model, not a curated record. Bases 22 to 1095 code for a protein of 357 amino acids. The transcript has 3 exons. Gene Ontology annotation, molecular function: oxidoreductase activity.
GUACCAUACCACACGUGCACCAUGUUCAAGUCUUUCACUACACAUACGUUUAACCGAACACUUUGUUCAUCAUCAUCAUUAUCAAGAUCUCUUACAACCAUAUCCACCUUCUCUAAUUUCCCUUCCAAAAACAACACUCAUCACUUUCUUCCUAUUUUUCCAUCAACUCUCAAAAUCCCUUCCAUAUCCUUUCCCACUACCUUCUUUGUAAGAAUGGCUUCCGGUGAACAGAAAUUCCCUCCACAGAAACAAAACACACAACCUGGCAAAGAACAUGCUAUGGAUCCACUGCCUCAAUUCUCUUGCCCUGACUACAAGCCAUCAAACAAACUUCAGGGAAAGGUAGCUGUAAUAACAGGGGGUGAUUCUGGAAUUGGACGAGCAGUGUGCAACUUGUUUAGCUUAGAAGGUGCUACGGUGGCAUUUACGUAUGUUAAGGGUGAUGAAGACAAGGAUGCCAAGGACACGCUAGAAAUGAUCAAGAGUGCAAAGAGUGCUGAUGCUAAGGAUCCAUUGGCUUUAGCAGCUGACUUAGGGUUUGAUGAGAAUUGCAAGAGAGUUGUUGAUGAGGUUGUUAGUGCGUAUGGACGCAUUGAUAUUCUUGUUAACAAUGCAGCUGAGCAAUAUGAGUGUUCAUCAGUUGAGGAGAUUGAUGAGCCAAGGCUUGAGAGGGUGUUUAGAACCAAUAUCUUCUCAUAUUUCUUCAUGACCAGGCAUGCAUUGAAGCACAUGAAGGAAGGGAGCAGCAUUAUCAACACAACAUCAGUGAAUGCAUACAAAGGAAACGCAAAGCUACUGGACUAUACAUCUACCAAGGGUGCAAUUGUGGCAUUUACAAGGGGGCUAUCACUUCAGCUUGUGAGCAAGGGAAUAAGGGUGAAUGGGGUGGCACCUGGACCAAUAUGGACACCAUUGAUACCAGCAUCUUUCAAGGAGGAAGAGACUGCUCAAUUUGGUGGUCAAGUUCCUAUGAAUAGAGCUGGUCAACCUAUUGAGGUUGCUCCCUCUUAUGUCUUUCUUGCCUCCAAUCAAUGUUCCUCUUAUUUUACUGGACAAGUCCUUCACCCCAAUGGUGGAACCGUUGUGAAUGGUUGAAGAUUUAGGAAUAGUACUAUAUGAAUAGACAAAGAAACAAGUGUAGGGUAGUAGUAGAGUGGUGCCAAAUGUUAAAUCUAUUAUGUUAGAGAUGAGUUUGGGAGGAAUAUGAAUUUUUAAUUUUAUGUAGAACUUAUACAAAUAAAUAUGUAUUUUAUUUUGGAGGAAUGUAUGCAAAAGAAUAUGCAGAUCAUUAUGUAUUAAGAUUAAAA